UACAAACUUAUGUUGUGACUUGUGAGGCAAAAUAUCCCCCCACACACACUUGCAUGGCUUUGAAGGUUGAAGGCAUGGGGAUUAAUGGAGAUGAGAAAGUGGAAGAAGUUAAAGAGCUCAACUACAGAGGAGUCAAAGCCAUGCCCUAUGUUAUAGGAAAUGAGACGUUUGAGAAGCUAGGGACGAUUGGGACAUCGACAAAUCUAUUGGUGUACCUAACUACAGUCUUCAACAUGAAGUCCAUAACUGCUACAAAUCUUAUAUAUGUAUUUAACGGUACUUGCAACUUCGGUACCCUCGGCGGAGCAUUUCUCUCCGAUACUUAUUUCGGCCGGUACAAGGUCUUAGGAACAGCUUCCAUUUCAUCUUUCUUGGGGAUGCUUGUGCUAACGUUAACGGCAGCAGUCACAAAGCUUCAUCCUCAUAAAUGUGUAGACACCUUGUGUGAGGGACCAACACCAUGGCAAAUGACUUUCUUGCUAAGCGGUUUUGUCUUUCUAAUCAUUGGAGCAAGUGGAAUCCGGCCAUGUAACUUAGCGUUUGGCGCAGAUCAAUUCAACCCGAACACGGAAUCUGGUCAACGGGGAAUCGCUAGUUUCUUCAAUUGGUACUACUUCACGUUCACGUUUGCUAUGAUGGUAUCAUUGACCGUCAUCGUGUAUGUGCAAGCAAAUAUUAAUUGGGCCAUUGGGUUAGGAAUCCCGACGUUCCUUAUGUUCUUAUCGGUUGCUGUAUUCUUUAUCGGCACGAGGAUUUAUGUCCUCGUGCCGCCAGAGGGUAGCCCUUUGACCAGCAUUUUUCAGGUCCUUGUGGCCACUAUCAAGAAGAGGAAACUGGAUCUUGAAGAACCAUCCGUAUCCCUGUUGGAUCAUGUUUCCACCAAAUCCAUCAACUUAAAACUUCCAUACACUAAUCAACUCAGGGUUUUGAACAAAGCAGCAAUCAUAACCCCGAAUGACAAAAUGAACCCGGAUGGAUCAUCAGGAAACCGAUGGACGCUUUGUAGCAUACAACAAAUAGAGGAAGUGAAAUGUGUAAUCAAAACAGUUCCAAUAUGGUUAUCUUGCAUACUCUACAAUGUUUCAAUUAACCAAAUGCAAACCUACACAGUCUUUCAAGCCCUACAAUCCGACCGACGACUCAAACCAAGCUCAUUUGAGGUUCCCGCCGCGUCCUACACUGUGUUCCAGAUGCUAGCCCUCACCAUAUGGAUCCCAAUCUACGACCAAAUCAUAGUUCCAUGUCUUCGGAGAAUAACAAACAAAAGACAAGGCAUUUCACUCCUACAAAGAAUUGGAGUCGGAAUGGGCAUCGCCAUUUUCACAAUGCUUGUUGCGGCUCUAGUUGAAACGAAAAGAAGAGACUUGGCACAUUCACAGCCAACCAUCGGGUUUGAAAAGGGAAAAGGCGCGAUUUCAUCUAUGUCGGGCUACUGGCUCAUAUUUCAACUGAUGGUCGCAGGUCUCUCAGAAGGGUUUGCUGUGAUCGGAUUUGUUGAGUUUUUCUACAAGCAGUUUCCUGAGAACAUGAAGAGUUUCGCGGGUUCUUUCUUGUUUUGUGGGAUGGCGAUGUCGAGUUAUUUAAGCAGUUUCUUGAUAUCAAUUGUUCAUAGAACAACUCGUGAUGGUGUGUCGAGAAAUUGGUUAGCCCAAGACCUAAACGAGGCGAAGUUAGAUUACUUUUAUUAUUUAUGCACCGGGUUGGAGGUUUUGAACUUUAUAUAUUAUUUGAUCGUGGCAAAAUGGUAUAAAUAUAAAGGAACUGGUGACGAACUGGCUGAUGUGCCUUUGGAAGACAUGACUACCCACAAACAUGUUGUUUGAACUUUGAAGAACACAUGAUAUGCAUGGUGAAUUUACAACCAUGCCCUUGUAUGUGAAUCAAGAUGUGGAUGAAAACAUGGCCAUAUAUCCUAGAAUCAGUUAGGUAUGAUUGAGGAUUUACUUUAAUAUGUCUCCAAUAUUUUGUGUGUAAAAAUCUCUUAUAGAUUUUAUGGUGUUGUAAGUAGGUCCGGUAAUUAUUGACCAAUUACAAUGAUGGGGGUCAGGGAUA
Messenger RNA from Helianthus annuus (common sunflower), 2052 nucleotides. RefSeq names its product protein NRT1/ PTR FAMILY 2.10. Lineage: Eukaryota; Viridiplantae; Streptophyta; Magnoliopsida; Asterales; Asteraceae. Gene Ontology annotation, cellular component: plasma membrane. Gene Ontology annotation, molecular function: transmembrane transporter activity. The transcript has 4 exons. The coding region runs from base 54 to 1823 and encodes 589 amino acids. The record is from RefSeq and is a predicted model, not a curated record. Gene Ontology annotation, biological process: transmembrane transport.